Penicillium manginii is the source of this 609-nucleotide messenger RNA. RefSeq names its product LURP-one-related/scramblase family protein. The record is from RefSeq and is a predicted model, not a curated record. The transcript has 2 exons. The coding region runs from base 1 to 609 and encodes 202 amino acids. NCBI's taxonomy places the organism in Eukaryota, Fungi, Ascomycota, Eurotiomycetes, Eurotiales, Aspergillaceae.
AUGGGUAUUUUUGGUCAUCAUCAUCUCGACCCUAUCACCGAGCCCAUUGCCAUUUUCGAACAAUUUGUCUCAAACGAGCCGCAGACAUUGAUUCUGAAGGAGAAGGUGCUUUCUGUCUCUGGGGAUAGCUUUGAGAUCAAGCUAGCUACCGGGGAGCCUCUUCUCAAAGUUCAUGGUGCUUGGAUAUCCCUUUCUGGUCGCAAAAAGGUCGAGGAUACACACGGCAAACACCUUUUCGAUAUCUCCAAGGAGCUUCUACAUCUCCAUACAACUUACGCCAUCGAGGAUCCCCAUAAGAAGAAGAUAUGUGAAGUGAAGAGUAGUCUGAAAUUGCUGGGCUCAAAAGCCACCGCGACCUUCACCGACCAUAACGACAGGGCGGUGACAUUCACCAUGAAAGGAGGCUGGUAUGACCAUAGUGCCGAUAUAGUCAAUGAUAAAACCGGUCAAACGGUUGCACGCAUUGACCGAAAAUUGCUUAGCGGUCGUGAUCUUGUGUUCGGCCAACAGACAUAUGCUGUCGUCGUUGCCCCUGGUGUAGAUGCGGCUUUGAUUGCCGCCCUUUGUAUAUGCUUUGAUGAGAAGAAUAAUGAUGAACGUGGUGAGUGA